Silurus meridionalis is the source of this 1183-nucleotide messenger RNA. RefSeq names its product small ubiquitin like modifier 1 (gene sumo1). The transcript has 5 exons. Gene Ontology annotation, molecular function: protein tag activity; ubiquitin-like protein ligase binding. Bases 171 to 473 code for a protein of 100 amino acids. Gene Ontology annotation, biological process: protein sumoylation. Gene Ontology annotation, cellular component: nucleus; PML body. The record is from RefSeq and is a predicted model, not a curated record. Lineage: Eukaryota; Metazoa; Chordata; Actinopteri; Siluriformes; Siluridae.
CUAUGAGCUGGUGUGAUGUCCCUCCUCUCACUCCAGUCAUCUUAGUGCUCAGUGUGUGUGUGUGUGAGAGUGUGUGUGUGAGUGUGUGUGUGUGUGUUACUCCGACAUUACACACACUUCAUCGAUCAGUACAGUGACACCCUAAAAAGAGCUGCACGUUGUGGAAUAUCAUGUCAGACACGGAGACAAAACCGUCCAGUGAUGGAGCAGAGAAGAAGGAUGGAGAGUACAUUAAACUCAAAGUGAUUGGCCAGGACAACAGUGAAAUUCACUUCAAGGUGAAAAUGACGACGCAUCUAAAGAAGCUUAAGGAGUCGUACAGUCAGAGACAGGGUGUCCCCAUGAACUCUCUACGGUUUCUCUUCGAAGGCCAGAGAAUCGCAGAUAACCAGACUCCCAAAGAGUUGGGGAUGGAGGACGAGGACGUGAUCGAGGUGUAUCAGGAACAGACCGGCGGCUACUGGAACGAAUAGACCUUCACUUCAUCUCCUUUUCUUUUUAACUCAUAAUUUUGUAUGUAUGAUGUUUAUUUCUUUCUAUUUCCUUUUGUGCUUCUCUCAGAGGGAAAUGGGAGAAAAAUUAGAGGAAGAAAACCAUCUGGAUCAAAGCAAUACUUUGGAUGCUUACAGUCUGAAGUAGUGUGUCCCACCAACCCUCAGAAAAUCCCCAUGAUGACUUUAUUCGCAUCAUUAAGGUUCCUUAUUUCCACAGGAGAGACACGUUGUCAAUGCCUACGUGAUUGUCCUUCCGGUAUCUAAUUAACAUUGGAGGAUAAAACGUACGCUGUCUUUUCCCUGUACGGCUUGAGGGAGCGACAUCUUGUCUUUGUAACUGUAUGUCUGAUGCAUGUUUUUUUUUUUUUUUUUCCUUCCCCCUUGUCUCCCUGAUCAGACAUCCGCUCCCCUGUUUAAAAAAAGUAACGCAAUAAGGCCCUGUUUUCUGAUGAUCUAAAAACCAAUCCACACUCAGGGGCGACUUUCUAAUCACGUAAAUUACACCGAUUUCACACGCACAUUAUGUCAAAGAUGUCGCUGCACUUCAUCCGUUUCUUAGGCUGUCAUUUUUAUUCAACUUGAGAGGACUUGGUCCAGAUGGUUUGUGGACAAAAAUAUUAUUUUGCUCUGUCUCCUGUUUUUUUUUUUGUUUGUUUGUUUUUUUUUUAAAUAAAAUGUCACAAAAAUCA